Penicillium oxalicum is the source of this 891-nucleotide messenger RNA. Its product is annotated as acetate uptake transporter family protein. The transcript is spliced from 2 exons. NCBI's taxonomy places the organism in Eukaryota, Fungi, Ascomycota, Eurotiomycetes, Eurotiales, Aspergillaceae. Gene Ontology annotation, cellular component: plasma membrane. Gene Ontology annotation, molecular function: acetate transmembrane transporter activity. The coding region runs from base 1 to 891 and encodes 296 amino acids. The record is from RefSeq and is a predicted model, not a curated record.
AUGUCUACCGAAAUUCAACACAACGGCGCUCUGGAAAAGGACGUUGGUGCUGGCUCCGCGAGCACUGCGACCAUGGACCACAGCCUCCCCAUCCAUCCGCAAAUGUCGGCCGAGGAGCACGAGGUUGCCAAGGCUGCUGCUCGUUUCGGAUAUGGACCUCUGGCGCAGGUCAACCCCCAGGAUGCUCGUCUGCGUCCCUUUGGUGGUGAAUUCCAGCCUGGUCUCUACAAGCCCGUCGAGAACCGCAAGUUCGCCAACCCGGCUCCUCUUGGCCUGUGCGCUUUCGCGCUCACUACUUUCGUCCUGAGUGCUAUCAACAUGGGUACUCGUGACAUCCCGCUGCCGAGCAUUAUCAUCUCUCUUGCUUUCGGUUACGGUGGUCUGGUUCAGCUGUUGGCUGGCAUGUGGGAAAUGGCAGUCGGAAACACUUUUGGUGCCACAGCGCUCUCUUCGUAUGGAGGUUUCUGGAUCGCCUUUGCUAUUGUCUUGACUCCAGGCUUCAAUAUUGAAAACAGCCUCGUUGCAAAGGGCGCCCCUGCCUUCAAUAACUCUUUGGGUCUCUUCUUGAUGGGAUGGUUCAUCUUCACCACGAUCCUGCUCUUCUGCACCCUUCGCUCCACCGUGGCCUUCUUCCUGCUGUUCUUCUUCCUGGAUCUGACCUUCUUGCUGCUGGGAAUCGCCUACUUGAUGCCCGUCGGUAAUGAUCCUAACCCCUCCAUCCAAAAGGCUGGUGGUUUCUUCGGCUUCCUUGCUGCAUUUGCCGCUUGGUACAAUGCCCUCGCCGGUCUUGCCGACAACAGUAACAGCUUCUUCAUCAUUCCCGUUGCUCACUUCCCCUGGUCCCCGACUGGCAUCAGCCGCCGCACCAAGACCGACCGUGAGCUUGCGUAA